UAUAGUUGAAGAAUUUUAAUGGGCUAGAAGAAAAAAUACAACUUUAUAAGAAAAAAUUGGAAUAAUUUGGAAUUAGUAUAUUGAAAUAGAGUAUAGGAGGAGCGCCAAGCCACUGGAAGAAAGAACAGCCUUUUUCUUCAAUAAAUAAAUAAAAGUAGGCCUACACGCUUCAGCAAAGUUGGGGAGGAUUUCAGGAAAAUCAUGAGCCCGACAAUGUUGGCGACGUUUCUUCCUCUGCAAAAUGAGUGUGAACAGAUGGAAAGAAGGAGAGUUGUUUGUGAAAAUAUUUUCAAUCAAUUAUCCCCUCAUUCAAGAAAGUUGUUACUAGAAGAUGUUAGGAAGGAGAGCUCAAAAGUAAUGAGCUGUCAUGGCAAAAUGUCAAAAGAAUAGGCCAAAAACAUUUCUUUUUUGUUUUUCAAAGCAUAUAUACAGUGAAAACAUAUUAAAUAACUGUUUUUAAAAAUUUGUUUCUUUUUCCUUGUUUUCCUUUAGUGUAUUAUCAUUGUUUUUUAAGAUAAAAUGAUAUUAUUCUUCCUUCAAAAAACAUGUGUUUGUUAAAAGUGAUAUCAAAAUGUAUAUAAUAAUAGUAGACUUUACAUGUCCUUGGAUUAUGGUUCUUAAAGAUAGUUUUUCAAACGACCCUUGAAGCUUCAAGAUCCAAUGACUGAGAGCAAAUCUAUUUUUCCUUUAGAGGAGCGUUUUAAAAAGCCUGCAGCUUGGUGGAAGCAUCAAGCAGAAGUGUAGUAGGGAAAGCAAAGAAUGAGCCUAGGGGGCGGAGUACGUACUCAACAAGGCAACCCUGAAUUUGUUUCUUUGGAAACUCCAAAUGCUGAUUAUGCAAGUGAAAAGAAGAAGUCCUUGCGAGUUCGCUACAUAUACGGCAUUAUCUUCCUGAUGACAAAUCUCAUUGCUUGGUUUCUUCGAGAUUAUGGGCAAAGGAUUGUACCUCAGCUACAUUAUCUGAAAUCAUGUGGAGCAGGAGGACAGGAUUGUUUUCAUGCACUCGGAGUUCUUCGUGUGAGCUUAGGAUGUUUUAUAUUUUUCUUUCUGAUGUUUCUCUGUACAUCAAGAACAAGAAAAUUACAUGAACCUCGCAAUGUGUGGCAUUCUAAUUGGUGGAGCUUGAAGUUCAUUGUGUUUAUUGUUUCAAUGCUGGUUCCAUUCUUCUUCCCUCCAGCUCUUAUCCAAUUAUAUGGUGAAUUUGCGCGUGCCGGUGCAGGGAUAUUUCUCCUCCUCCAACUGGUUAGUGUUAUCCAGUUUAUCUCAUGGUGGAAUAAGUAUUGGAUGCCUGAUGAGAAGAUGAAGCAGAGCUGCUCCCUCGGAUUAUUCACAUCAACGAUUUUUUACAUAGCUUCCUUCUGUGGAAUUGGCUUAAUGUACUCCUUAUAUGUUCCAAAAGUGAGAUGUGUUCUCAAUAUAUUCUUCAUCUCUUGGACUUUGAUUCUGCUCAUUGUGAUGAUGGUUGUAUCUUUACAUUCGAAGGUUAAUAGAGGUCUGUUGUCAUCUGGUAUCAUGGCUUCAUAUGUUGUCUUCCUCUGCUGGUCUGCCAUUAGAAGCGAACCUGUGACCGAAAAAUGCAGUGCACGGAAAGAAGAGAGCGGGAAUAGCGACUGGAUUACAAUACUUAGUUUCUUAAUUGCAAUAUGUGCUGUUGUCAUGGCAACCUUCUCAACUGGUAUUGAUUCACAAUCAUUUCAGUUCCGAAAAGACAAGGUGAAAGAGGAAGAUGAUAUUCUUUACACGUAUGGGUUUUUCCAUCUCACAUUCUCUUUAGGGGCCAUGUAUUUUGCUAUGCUCUUCAUUAGCUGGAACCUCAACAACUCAGCCACAAAGUGGAGCAUGGAUGUAGGAUGGACAAGUACUUGGGUUAAGAUCUUUAAUGAAUGGUUUGCAGCCACAAUAUACUUGUGGACACUAAUUUCUCCAGUGGUGAGACAGGCAAAGAUCCAGGAUCAUGAAGGAGUUGUAGUGCAAGAAGCAAAUGAUUCAGCAAUUCCUUGAAAUCGAAUUUCUGGGCGUUUUUUUUUUUUUAAUAUUCUCAUUAUUUUUUGUCCAUCCUUUUUUCUUUUUGAAUUCCUGUAAUUUUCAUUCUUUUAAGAUGAUAAAUGGAAAAUGUCACAAGAUCCAACAGAUGCCUUUGAACUGUGAACAUAUAAGAAAGCCACGUUUUGAUGUAACUAGUUUAUGCAGGUCUCCCAUUUUAGAUGGAUAAUGCGGUCAUUUCCUUUUCUUUUCUUAUUUUUUAAUUACAAAUCCAAGUUGUUAGGUAAAUAAAUCAACAAACGUAAUUAUUCUUUUUUUUUUUUUUUUUUGGGCAAAAGUAUC
This is a messenger RNA of Benincasa hispida (wax gourd), 2325 nucleotides long. The record is from RefSeq and is a predicted model, not a curated record. Lineage: Eukaryota; Viridiplantae; Streptophyta; Magnoliopsida; Cucurbitales; Cucurbitaceae.